Prunus armeniaca (apricot) is the source of this 300-nucleotide messenger RNA. The record is from the annotation of a GenBank genome assembly. NCBI's taxonomy places the organism in Eukaryota, Viridiplantae, Streptophyta, Magnoliopsida, Rosales, Rosaceae.
AUGACUAAAGGCGUCGCUUUUGCAGAAGGCCCCUCGACUUUUACGCGGGUGCUGCCUCUGCGCUCUCUGCCUCUCUCAGCCUUUCAUCGUACUUUUGUCACGUCAAUCAUCUGCACGCGCCCCGACCUCUGCCUCCCUCCCCACCGUACGCGUGUCGCUGAGGAAGGGCUAUUUCCGUCAUUUUCGGAUAAGUUACCUCCCACCAGCCAGCUGCAACAGUCCAUAGGCGCAGGGGUACUUACUCAUUUAUCAUAUCCCGAGAUGCGGUGGAACACGUGGCGGGAGAUGUGUGGUGGAUAG